CUAUGUGGGAUGGCUUAUGCAGUAUAAUGACUGCAGGAUAUUUUUAAUAGCCUGGCUGGAUGGCAGCUGGAUUGGCAGAGACAGCCUAUCAGAUUCAUGAAUGUUGAUGUCAGUUUGGUGUGAUUUCUUCUGUAGGCUGGCCAGCAUCAACACUAAAAGAGGGAGGGAGAGAGCGACGCUUGUCAACAAGAACAGAAAGAGCGAGUGGGGAAGCACGGGCAACGGCCAGAGAGAGCGAGUGGGGAAGCACGGGCAACGGCCAGAGAGAGCGAGUGGGGAAGCACGGGCAACGGCCAGAGAGAGCGAGUGGGGAAGCACGGGCAACGGCCAGAGAGAGCGAGUGGGAUUCAGGGGUGUGUUUCUUCUGUAGUGUGCAUCAAAGCUAAAAUAGGUCCUGCGAGAGAGACCAACAUCCACCGCGAAUAGAGAGAAGCACGCGACGGAGCACAUAGGAUAGUGCGCUGAAGUCAAGAAGGUUAACAGAGACCGUAUGUUCAUACUUCAUAAUUACACUUAAGUAAUCUUAUAAAGUGGACUACUCUCCGGGUGCGUUGGUAGAGGUGCCCAGUGAAGAAGGGAUAGAAGAGGAGUUUAUGAAAGAAGAGAGAGACUGACUGAUUGACACCACCGAGGAUGAAGAAGAGCAGAAGUGUGUUAGCGGUGUCACCAGGCGGUGACACCAAUGAGACCCUGGGAGUGCCCCUGUUCGGCAGCACUCUGGGAGUGGACCUUUGCCGGGGCCGCAGGCGUCACUCGGGCACGCUACAGCUGCCCCCGUUGUCAUGGCGACAGGCGGAGAGGGAUCUAAGCCGCACGCCAGAGGGGGACACCAUGGCCCGGCCCACCACCCUGCCCUUCCACCCGCUGCCACAAAUCAACAUCAUCCACGCCGACCCUGACAGCUUUGAUGUGGAGAAUGGCCCAUCUGCGUGCUGCAGCCCCUCGGGUCUCCAGGCGUCCCCUGGCUCCGGCCUGGUCCUGCACCCCAACCUGGGGGCCCACGGGCAGCGCCGAGAGUCCUUCCUCUACCGCUCCGACUCGGACUACGACCUGUCGCCCAAGUCUCGCGAGUUGUCCCGCAACUCCUCCAUCGUCGGAGAACUGCAUGGAGAAGACCUGAUCGUGACCCCUUUUGCUCAGGUUCUGGCCAGUCUUCGCACGGUACGGAACAACUUCACCACCUUGACCAAUGUACAAUCUCCCGCGCUCAGGUCUCCGCUGGGUCCUGAGUUUGUUUCUGCUGUGUGUCUGUUGACAGACGAGUCGUACCAGAAGCUGGCCAUGGAGACGAUGGAGGAGCUGGACUGGUGUCUGGACCAGCUGGAGACCAUCCAGACGUACCGCUCCGUCAGCGACAUGGCCUCCAACAAGUUCAAGAGGAUGUUGAACCGGGAGCUGACGCAACUGUCGGAGAUGAGUCGCUCUGGCAACCAGGUGUCAGAGUUCAUCUCCAACACCUUCCUUGACAAGCAGAAUGAGUUGGAGUUACCGUGCCCCAUGGCCAAGACCAGAGAGUGGAAGAAGAGGCCCCACCACCAGACCCAGCUGGAGGGUCAGGGGACCUUGACCCAGAUCAGCGGGGUCCGGAAGCUCAGCCAUUCCACUGGGCUCCAAGGCAGCAGCAUCGGCCGCUUUGGGGUCAAGACAGAUCAGGAGGACCUGCUGUCUAAGGACCUUGAGAACAUCAACAAGUGGGGUUUGAACAUCUUCAGAGUGGCUGAGCACUCCCACAACCGCCCGCUGACAUGCACCAUGUACACCAUCUUCCAGGAGCGAGACCUGAUGAAUACGUUUAAAAUCCCUGCGGACACCUUCGUGACCUUCAUGAUGACCCUGGAAGCCCACUACCACUCAGACGUAGAAUACCACAACAGCCUCCACGCUGCAGACGUGGCCCAGUCCACACACAUCCUGCUCUCUACACCUGCUCUGGAUGCCGUCUUCACGGAUCUGGAGAUCUUGGCGGCCGUCUUUGCGGCAGCCAUCCAUGACGUGGACCACCCUGGGGUCUCCAACCAGUUCCUCAUCAACACCAACUCAGAGCUGGCCCUGAUGUACAACGAUGAGUCUGUCCUGGAGAACCACCACCUGGCUGUGGGCUUCAAGCUGCUGCAGGAAGACAACUGUGACAUCUUCCAGAACCUGACCAAGAAAGAACYCCAAUCCCUCCGCAGGAUGGUCAUAGACAUGGUACUGGCCACUGACAUGUCUAAACACAUGAGCCUGCUGGCGGACCUGAAGACCAUGGUGGAGACCAAGAAGGUGACCAGCUCUGGAGUGCUGCUGUUGGACAACUACACAGACAAAAUACAGGUGAUGCGUAACAUGGUUCAUUGUGCUGACCUCAGUAACCCCACUAAGUCUCUGGACCUGUACCGUCAGUGGACCGACCGCAUCAUGAACGAGUUCUCCCACCAGGGAGACCGCGAGAGGGAGAAAGGCAUGGAGAUCAGCCCCAUGUGUGACAAGCAUACGGCUUCAGUGGAGAAGAGCCAGGUGGGUUUCAUAGACUACAUCGUCCACCCGCUGUGGGAGACGUGGGCCGACCUGGUGCACCCGGACGCCCAGGACAUCCUGGACACCCUGGAGGACAACAGGAACUGGUACCAGAGCAUGAUCCCUCAGAGGCCUUCUCCCCCCUUCUGCACCGGUGACGGAGAGGGGGACAGAGAGGGAGGACACAGGUUCCAGUUUGAGCUGACGCUAGAUGAUGAACAAGAUGGAGAGAUGGGAGUGGAGGAGGGCGAGAGAGGGACGGAAGAAGGGUGGUCGCCAGUUGACCAGGGCGGAGUGUAGAUGAACACACGUGGGGCUUCCCCCACAUAAUGAGCCGUGACCUGUUAUCUUCAUAAAUGGAAGCACCGGUUUUAGGUUGUGUUCCACAUCUUGUUUUACUGCAGUGGAGGAAUCCUGCAAUCUGGCUCUUUGGCGUUGCUCUGCUUAUGCACUAGGGCCUGACUGGCUUUGGGCCCAUGCAGAAGAGGGUGGGGAACCACAACACUUGAUUUGGGAGCACUCAGGAAGAAGAGUAUGAAGAGUUGAAGAGUGAUGCUUUGAAGGAGUCCCGUUGAAAAUGCUAGUGUGUGACAAAAGUACCGUAUCUUGGUUUUUGGUAGCCAGAUAAUACAAUCUUUGUUCUGACAAAUACUGAAGAUGAAACUAAGCUUGGCGAAGAGACUCUGUUGCGUUCAAUUGGGACAAGAUGAAAUACUUGCACUUCAGAGCGAUCUUUGUUCUUCGUGACUAUUUUCGAGUACAUGUUUUGUUUUGUAACAGGAUGGGAUGCUGCCGAGUAGCAUCCAAUGUUCAAACUAGUGAUCCACAGGUGUUUAUAACAAAGAACAUCUACCCUUUUUGUGACAAGUGUUUAAAGACUUUUGUGUGCCUUUUUUUUUUACGACAGGGUAUUUUGGACGUGAUUUUAUAAUUUAUUGAACAGGUUUGAACAUGCAGUCUUCCUGAUGUCUAAGGGUAGGAAGGGAGCUAGGAAAGUGUUUAAACUAAAGAGUCAAUAAAUCUACUAAUGAGAGGUUCUUCGUUAACACCCAAUUCAUGACCCUAUACAUGUAUUGUUAUAUGGUACCUCACACAUUUCAAAUCAAUAUCAACAAAUGCCACAGAACCUACAAGUUCCAUAUUCACAGCAAAAGGCAGUUACAAACCUGUUACUUUUGAUUUGACAUAUUUGCUUAACCGUAAAGCAAUGAUCUCGAUCUUUUCCCAUGUAAUCUGUCAAAACCAAUAUGCUCCAAAGAUGUCCUGAUUAAUGCACAUUAACAGCAGAAUGAAACUCUGCCCUAAGAGAGGUGUAUUGCCAUACCUGAUUAAAACUUAAAUAACAUUUCUCCGUAUAUAUAUAUUUUUAAAAUAUUUGUAAUUUUCCAUAUCACCCUUCCAAGAAUGGAAGAGGUGUAAAUUUGAUCUCUUAAUAUAAUGAAUACAUCUAAUUAAAUAAUUGAGGCCAAUCAAAGUAAACCUUUGAAUGGUUUCUUUCCAGACAGAGAGAGAGAGACAUCCCAUGACAUGUGAUAUUCUGAAGCCCCAUACCAAAGUCAAAAAACAAACCUCCAUUCAACAAUGUCUGAUGUCAGCUAAUGUAAUUGUUUUGGUUGCCAGAUCCUCCUUGAGCUGACACCUCACACGUUUAGGCAGAAAUGGCAGAACAAAAACUAAACCAAAAACAAAUGGCAUCUUUUUAAAGGUUGAUUCAAUGAUAAUUUAAUGUCAUCUAAAAUGUCCCCUGUAGUUUUCUCCAUCAUUUCUGUCAAGCACUUUGACCAGCUGGAUAGCUCAGCGCCUAGUCGCUAGUCUGUCAACAAUACAUCUAAAUGGUACUGUCAUGUAAACUGCAGCUCUCAGCUGUGGGGAGAUCAGCAAAACAUCACUAUGUGACAACAUGUCCCACAUUGACUCUGCGGGGGCACGCGUGUGUGUGUGUGUGUGUGUGUGUGUGUGUGUGU
Salvelinus sp. IW2-2015 is the source of this 4460-nucleotide messenger RNA. Its product is annotated as 3',5'-cyclic-AMP phosphodiesterase 4B. Gene Ontology annotation, cellular component: perinuclear region of cytoplasm; cytosol; nucleus. Gene Ontology annotation, molecular function: 3',5'-cyclic-AMP phosphodiesterase activity; transmembrane transporter binding. The record is from RefSeq and is a predicted model, not a curated record. Gene Ontology annotation, biological process: signal transduction. NCBI's taxonomy places the organism in Eukaryota, Metazoa, Chordata, Actinopteri, Salmoniformes, Salmonidae.